UAAAGAAGCAGAGCCUCUUGCCAUACCACUGAUCGAAUAUCACCAUUACCAGCGCUUUAUCAUCCGAACCAAAAAGAAGACACCGGAGUAUACUUGAACCCAUUUACAACACCAGUCAAGAUUCAGAAUGGCCUCAGAAGUACAAGGCUCAGAAAAGGUCACAAACGAUGUUGAUUUCACACCUGUCGACCCUGUGCGGUGUGCAUACUACGCCAGAUUCGCAUCCCACCUGGACAGAUGGCAUUUCGAACUGCUAUACUGGAUUUUUUUUGUUUUCAAUCUCUGCCUCCUAUUCCUGGCAGCAUGGAAUUACACUCGGACGUUAGAUGCUGUGAGCGAGCUCGCCGAGACCGACUCAAAACGGAAAAGGGCCAUCAAACGUUGCAUAUGGUUCAACCUAUUGUGUGUGUGUGUGUCGCUAGCCACAGUCAUCAUGGAAGUUUUCAUGUUGAUGGCACUGCAAUUCUGUGAUGGCGAGGACCUCAUGUCGCUAUAUUGGUCAACCUUCACCAUGGUUCAGGUCGGAUCGCUCAUGGCGGUGUGCGGAAUCAUUCUGGCUCUCGUCCAUCAACUUAGACAGCAAAAAAACCCUCCCUGGGCUCUUGCUCUCGGCACGCCCGUCCUAGUCUUUGCGGGUUUGUUCCACUACAUCCACUUGUGCAUGACACGAAGAGUGAGGAAGGCGAAGAUGGAGAGGAAGAGGAAGAACAGCGAUAGUGGAACACUGCCAAUGAGCCAAGUAAACACAAUUCAAGCCGAGUCCUCUGACGAGGACGAGCCCGUUCGGGGGGCUGAGAUUAUCGGGCUUACGAUGGAAGGCGGCCCAAUUAUCCACUUCAAAGACGCGGUCCCAUACAACCUUCCAGACUCGAGCGAAAUCAUCGGGCACUGCGGAAAUGACAAACCCAUUGUCAUCUGCCGCCGCGAUGGCUUCCAGCUGAUCUACAACGGCCAGGAUGAGCGGGCGCCAUCUCCUAACCCAGCAACCAAGAACGCUGGCUGAGGGCGAGGGGUGCGCCAGUUCCGUCGCUCUUCGCGGCGGGUAGGGAUCCACCCUUGCAUUGAUGCGGCGAAGUCAAAAGUCAAAGUUUAUUAGAUGCCGGCCAGCGGCCAGAUCAUCCACUCCAGCGGCUAUACCCACGUCAUACCAACCAGGCACGAA
Colletotrichum navitas is the source of this 1162-nucleotide messenger RNA. RefSeq lists its product as uncharacterized. Bases 128 to 1003 code for a protein of 291 amino acids. The record is from RefSeq and is a predicted model, not a curated record. The transcript is spliced from 4 exons. NCBI's taxonomy places the organism in Eukaryota, Fungi, Ascomycota, Sordariomycetes, Glomerellales, Glomerellaceae.